Apaloderma vittatum (bar-tailed trogon) is the source of this 855-nucleotide messenger RNA. RefSeq lists its product as uncharacterized. The record is from RefSeq and is a predicted model, not a curated record. Bases 1 to 855 code for a protein of 284 amino acids. Lineage: Eukaryota; Metazoa; Chordata; Aves; Trogoniformes; Trogonidae. The transcript is spliced from 8 exons.
AUGCUCGUCCAGGUCGUGGCUCUGCUGAGCCUCGGGGUGCUCCACAUCUCAGUGCCCAUGCCCACUGGCACCACGAGGCAUUCGGUAGGCUCGAUUAUUCAAGAAGUUCUCGAGAGCCUGCAGAAGCUCAACUUAAAGGAAGUCCCCAGCCUUGCGACUGUGAACACUACGGUGGAAAGAUGCAUGCGCAGCCACCUGGAAACCUUUGCUGCCAGCUUGGAAAAUCUCAACACGCAGAGCAAAUUGAUCGUCAGACAACUGAACGUAAUUAACAAGUCCGAAAGCAUCCCCCCUAAAGAUCUGGGUGAGGAAUGUAAGACUGUGCAAGUACCGGGUCAAGUGUUCCUGGAGACACUGGAGAGUUUCUUGAGAUUGCUCUCUGAGGCGUUCAGUUACUUUCUUCCUCUGAAGGAAACUCCACAUCUGCAGAACAAGACUAAAUCAAUAAUCGAUGAAAUGCUUUGCUUGCUUGAAGCUGAAAAAGACCCCAUCAAUGAGGAGUUCUCCAAACCACUUCAUAUAAAGAGCAAAAGUUGUGCACAUUAUAACACCGAAAAAUUCAUUAAAGAACUAAAGAAGAUCCCCCAACACCCGUGUAUGAAGAUAGUUGAAAAAUGUAUGAGAAAGCUAGAAGAAAAGUGUUCCAUUUUGAAGAAAUCAUCACCCAAAGACGAAAGAUGCUCAGAUAAGGCAGAAACAGAUUUCUCACGAUUUAAAGAGAGCCUGGAAGAAUUCCUGAAAUGGGUCAACCAGAAGCAGAACUGCAGCAACAUCAUGAGAAACGAUCUUUAUUUGUACCUGGAUGACAAAUGCAGCUGUCUUGACUCAUGGAAAUACCACAAAGGCUUGUUAUAG